This is a messenger RNA of Drosophila navojoa, 602 nucleotides long. RefSeq names its product succinate dehydrogenase assembly factor 2-A, mitochondrial. The record is from RefSeq and is a predicted model, not a curated record. NCBI's taxonomy places the organism in Eukaryota, Metazoa, Arthropoda, Insecta, Diptera, Drosophilidae. Gene Ontology annotation, cellular component: mitochondrion. Gene Ontology annotation, biological process: tricarboxylic acid cycle; mitochondrial respiratory chain complex II assembly; protein-FAD linkage.
AUGCAUUGCUGCAGCCCUGGCAACAAACAGCUGACCGCAAUUGCGUGUUUGUGAAUUUAAGAAAAACAACUAAAAUGUUACGUCAAGUUUUGAACUCUGCAUCUGUGCGCCGCUUACUGGUCUCACCCACACGCUGCAUGAGCGGCAAACAAAAUGUGCCCGACAAGAUCGAGUACUCAACUCCGCCGGAAAUAAUUGAUUACGAAGAAUCGCCCCAUUUACCAGUGCCAGAGUAUCCCAUCAGACCCGAUGAGCCGCUUGAGACACGCAAGCAAAGACUCCUAUAUCAAUCGCGUAAACGCGGAAUGCUGGAGAAUGAUUUGCUCCUGAGCACUUUCGUGGCCAAAUACCUGAAGGACUUCGAUGCCGAGGAGACGGCUCAAUACGAUCAGCUCAUCAAUGGCGUAAGCAACGAUUGGGAUAUCUAUUAUUGGGCAACAAAUACGAAGCCAACGCCGCCGGAAUACGAUACGGAUGUCAUGAAGUUGUUGAAGCAACAUGUCAAAAAUACGGAACGUGUGCAGCGCAUCAGGCAGCCGGACUUGUAAAUUCCUAUUAUAUAAUCAAGUAUCUAUAAGCUAUUAAGCAAUGCUGCAUAUUAU